AUGUCUCUAACUGCCGUUUUAGCCUCUGGGUUCGCCCUUCGGUUUGCCGUCCCGACGCUUUUGCCGCAUAUUUCACACUCUUUGGCUGCCACUCCUCAAAUCUCCACACCCAUAGACUCAUUUCGGUCCAUUCGAGAAGCAGUGUAUUUUUUGCAAAAUGGCAUGGACGCGUAUGACGGCGGUCUUGUUCACCAUCCACCGCUUCUAGUGGCGAUCUUCCGGGUCCUCAGCGAACUUUUUGGCCCAUGGAGUGAAGUUGCGUUCAACUUUCUUUUCGCUGCGGUCGACGUGGGCGUGGCUAUCAAACUUACAAACUUGAACCGCUGGUACAACCAGCACCAGUCGAAGAAAACUAAAAGUCAAUUCACUGCAUUCAGCGAUGCGUUAGUGGCGUCGUUAUACUUGUUCAAUCCGCUCAUGGUGUUGACUAACUGGGCCCAUUCGACUCAACCAAUAUCGUAUUUCCUAAUUGUGGAACUGAUUGCCCAGGUCUUGGUGGACAAGAACGCUUAUCGCGGAGCCAUAUCGCUCGCAGUAGCCUCCUACCUUUCUUACAGUCCCUUGUACCUUCUUUUCCCCCUUUUGGCUUUGACAUACAUGGCAUCUGGGAGAGGAAGCUGGGGUAGAGAAGUUGUGGUGCAGUGUUCGGCGAUUUUCGUGGCAUCUCUUUCGAUGUUGAUGCUCUUAUCUUUUGCAUUGACGGCGCUGCAAGACUUUGUCUUCCAAUGUUACUGGCCGGUUAUGCUGUUUCUGAAAAUAGCCCCCAACAUGGGUCUUUGGUGGUACCUUUUCACAGAGAUGUUUGACUUUUUCACGCCCUUGUACAAGGGAAUCUUCAACCUCUACAGUUUCGUGUUCAUUGUUCCUCUCACCAUCCGUCUCUAUGAGCCCGCUUCGCUGCCGAAAACAGGAGACUCUUUUUUAGCAAUGGUGUUAUGUUGCUUGUGGGUUUCUUUCACGAAACCAUAUCCAGUGGUUGGUGAUCUAGGAUUCAUCUUGUCCAUGCUUCCGAUUUUCAAAAACACAGUGAUUCCACGCACAAAGUUUUUGCCCUUGACGAUGUUGAUGCUUAUUGUGUGUUUGCUUUUGGCACCUAUUUUCUACUACUGCUGGAUCGUUUUGGGCAACGGAAACAGUAACUUCUUUUACAGCAUGAAUCUUGUGUGGGCUGGCGUACAUGUUUUGCUUUUCUUGGAUCUUAUCUGGGGCCGCUUGGUGUACGACUAUGUCCAGAUAAACCAAGUCAAGGACACUGAAAGUAUUCGUUUGACACAAAUGUAG
Clavispora lusitaniae ATCC 42720 is the source of this 1281-nucleotide messenger RNA. RefSeq names its product GPI-anchor transamidase subunit. Gene Ontology annotation, biological process: attachment of GPI anchor to protein. Gene Ontology annotation, cellular component: GPI-anchor transamidase complex; membrane. Lineage: Eukaryota; Fungi; Ascomycota; Pichiomycetes; Serinales; Metschnikowiaceae. The record is from RefSeq and is a predicted model, not a curated record.